AUGAUGAUGAUGGAACAAACGUCAUCAAAUACAACAAUCGAUUCAAUCCUUGAUCAUCGUAGUGAUGUCAGUGAUGCCAAUAGUGUUGAUUCAGCAUUUAGUAUUGAUAAUAGCGUCGUUACAACGCCAGAAUUACUUGAACAUUCAUCGUCAGCUGCAACAUUACUUAAUGAAUUACAAAAAGUGAAAGAAGAUUUGAAAACUAAAGAUGUAGAAAUUCAACGUGCUUAUGAAAUGCGUGAAAAUACUGAUCGAGAAAUUGAAGAUCUUACUGCAUCCUUGUUUGAAUCUGCACAUUCAAUGGUUGAACAAGCUAAACAUGCUCAAGCCAAUGCUGAACAAAAACUUAAAACUGCAAAUCAAACAAUCGAUGCAUUAGUUCUUGAAAAUACUCAAUUAAAAAAAAGUGUUAGCGAAUUAAAAGAAAUAAUUAAUAAUUGUCGUUCAUCAUUAAUUACUAAUCGUUCAUUACCAGUAACAUCUAUAGUAUCAUCAACUGAACAACAACAAUUACCACAAUCAAGUAUUCGACAAAUAGUACGAGAAAAACUUCAUAAACGUUCAUCAUCAGAUUUACAACAAUCACUAUCAUCAAUUGAUAUAACAUCUCAAACUAAUAGUACAGUUGAUGAUUGGCCUAUGGUUGAUAAUGUUUUAUUACGAGAAUUUGCACGUUGGGAAGAAAAAGCAUCAAUAGGAAGAGAUUUAUCUGCAUUUAUGUAUCGAGUUUAUAGUGAAGAUAUAUUGCCAUGUUUAACAUUUCCUAAUGCUGAUCUUUCAUCAAGAGUUCUUACAGCUAUUGAACAAAAUGAUGUAACAAUGGAAGCAUGUCAUAUGAGAACAAUUGAUGAAAAUUUAAAAGUUUGUUCAUUGACGGGUGAUCUAUGUCAAUGUGAUUAUCGUGUUCGAUUAAGUGAAAACGGUGAAUGGUAUCCAAUAUCACGUUUAUCUCGAAAUCGAAUUGCAGCUGUUUGUGAUUUUUUUACUUAUAUUCGUCAUGUGCAAUCGGGACUCGUUAAAAGUGAUACACGAAGUCGUUAUAAUAAAAUAAUCGAACUUCGAAAACAAAUGGCUUUUGCACGUCUUGGACUAUAA
Adineta steineri is the source of this 1095-nucleotide messenger RNA. Lineage: Eukaryota; Metazoa; Rotifera; Eurotatoria; Adinetida; Adinetidae. The record is from the annotation of a GenBank genome assembly.